Salvelinus sp. IW2-2015 is the source of this 3416-nucleotide messenger RNA. The record is from RefSeq and is a predicted model, not a curated record. Lineage: Eukaryota; Metazoa; Chordata; Actinopteri; Salmoniformes; Salmonidae.
ACCUCCUCUCCUUCGGUCCUCCCAUUUUUUUCUGUCUCCUGCAAGCUGCUUUGGCUUUUCUAAAUCACUCACAGACGUAUUAUUCGGCUUUACUGAAACCACUCUCGUUUAGACGAUUUGGUGCUGGUGAUAAGUUACAAGUGAUAUCAUUUUAUCGGUGAAAAUAAAACCAAAAGUGGAUUUGUUGACAAUUCAUCGACGUUUGCAACAAAGUAGCCGCUCGCGCAGAGGAGUUGUCAAAUGUAACUUUUUCCGUGAGUUUUUUUCAAGAGGGAACGAGAGCUGCACGCUCCAGACGCACGUUUCGUUGCAAAAUAAGUUUUUAGAGAAAAAUAAUAUUCUCACUGUACAAUUGCCCCAAAAUAUAAAUAAUAACAGUGAUUAUCCGGCGGCACUCAAACGGAUUAAUAGCGUCUCCGGGGAUGGAGUAAUCCCGUUAACUCCAUAGCAAGAGCAAAACUGUUUGUAUAGCGGAGCGGGCUCUUCCCGUCACCGUGCCCGGGCAGUUUGAGCUGGAUAUCCCACCACAGCACUAUGGGCUGCGGAUUGAGGAAACUGGAAGACCCGGAGGACAGCAGCCCCGGGAAGAUCUACUCCACUCUGAAGAGACCACAAGUAGAGAUCAAAACCGACACCGUUUACGAGUAUGUGCUACUGGAUUUCAGUUUGGAAGGUAGUCGCCCCACGGUGCAGUAUGUGUCCUCUCUGUGUGAGCUGUCCCAGGCCCUGCAGCCCUACUACACCCAGGGCUAUGUCCUCACCACUCUGCAUCCCAUUAUUCUCUCUGUUGGACGCACGCGUUCCCUGCCCUUCAGCCUGCUCUACCGAGCCAUCCUGGCCCGCCCACGACCCAGUAAGCAGGUGGUGUCCAUGUGUCACAGUGUCCCUGUGCUGAGGGUGGAGGAGUGGCCUAUCCCAGGGGAGUCCCUGACAGACGACACUGUUAGAGCACUGAUCGACAGGGUGAACAGUAGUGCCCGGGGCGGAGUGAGGUUUGUGGGCUCAGUGCUCCAGCAGGCUGGAGGAGGGGGCAGUAACGGCAGGGUGCCUAGCCCCAGGAGAGGCUAUCGAUCCCCCCCACACACUCCUCCAUGUACCCCACCUGGAGAAGGAGAACUGGAGGAUCACAGCCCUACCUACAGCCCUGACCUAAGGUUGCUGGUGUUCUUCCACUCAUGGGCACCAGGCUGUGCUCCACUGGAAGCUCUGGCAUGUCAGUACCACCAAGGGGCACUGUCCAUGCGUGUGUCCAGGAAGGGUCAGGUGGUCAGCGCGCUGGAGGCCGAUUGGCUGGAGCUGACCGCAGCCUACUACCGCAAAGGCUGGUCAUUGGUAGACUCGUUUGUGUACUGGGACACACCCAAAGGGUUCUGAUGUGAAGACAGAUUACGGGCCACUCCUUCACACACUGGCUGAGUUCGGCUGGCUGCUCACCUGUGUCCUGCCCACACCUAUCAUCCGCCAUGACAGUGAUGGUAAUCUGGCCACCAAGCAGGUGGUGUUCCUACAGAGACCAGUCAAGACGUCUUCAGUACCACAGGGGAACCAGGUGGGGUCCAUGCAGAGGGACGUGGCCACUCAUUCUGUGAGUCGUGGUGUGGGCAGCCCCCGAACACGCCCCACUGAGGAGCUGUCCCCCACCGCGGGGGGUAUCGGGGGGUUCCCCGUCUUCGGCGGGGGGUACCCCAGCGCCCUGUCCCACCUGGAGGAGGGAGGCUUUGAGCAGGACGACGGGGCGGCAGAGGUCACGUGCAUGUGAACCCUGAGAUUAACACACAGAUAAUAUACGCCCCCAUCUAUCCCUCUAAUCUCUUCCCUAACCAAGAAGAUCAUAUAUUAGAAAGCAAAACUUGGCACUUUUUAAUGUAUUUUAUUAUGAAGCCAUACGCACCAUUUUGAGAUGGUGUUAUUUCCUUUUUUUAAACAUUUUGUUGGGAAAAUCAAGCAGUCUGCGUUCACUGACAUUGAGACACUUUUACUCAUACCCACAUUCUUCCACACACACUUAUUAGUCCUGAUUAAAAAAGAUCACAUUGUUCACGCUGCACCUUUUCAUGUGAUGAGAACACAGACACACACAUUCACACAUAACUGUCACCAGCACAAAGCAGGAAGCACAGGACACACCAGGAAGAACCUCUCUGUGCACAGACAGACCUCUGGACUAAACUCCCUGUGACCCACAACACACCUGUUGGACAGAUGUGUCCCAAUGUUUUUGUUCUUCAGUCCCUGCUCACAUGUUUCAGACAUUGUUCCUGUUUUGGGAAACCACCUCACCCGCUCAUCCACCCUCCCCUUUAGAACUGCCAACACCUCUAUUCAAUCCAAUUCAAUACAACUCUCUCAUUCUGACGUGACAUCACGUCUGCUCAGGCUCAAGGUGACACGGUUCAGAGAAACAGCCUAUCUACAUCCUGCCACCAGCUCUUCUCCCUCCUCUCCUUUCCCAUAAACACACCCAGCAGGAUGUAAACAUUUAUCAGGUGGACAAAUAGACACGUUCGCUGUGUUGGCGGUACUGACAAUAUCCAGGUCAGACUUGUCUAUGGGCCUGGCGGUGAGUACAGCCAUAUUACAAACAGCCCUCUCUCUUUCUGUGAUGGUUGUGUUUAACUCGGUGUUUGAGUUCAGGCCUGGAGAAGCUUGUUUGUACAUUCAUUUCUUGGGUGAGUUCAGAUGUGUUUUUAUAUAUAUACACACACACACACACACACACACACACACACACACACACACACACACACAGAGAGAGAGAGAGAGAGGACUGCCAAGCCACAGGGGUGCCUGAGUAAGUAGGAACGGUUGGAUAAUAUUUCAAACCUUUUUUGAGAUGUACACAUACAGUACAUUAGAGCCAUUGUAUUCAGAGUCUGAUUGGUGCUAAACAUCUAUUUUUCACUAAUCUGUUCAUGAUGUCAUCAUUAGUGUAUAUUUCUUAAGUGUUUUAUAACAAUUUUACCAGUUGGCAUCGGAUCAGUAGCUAUUCUGUUCCUGCACCUAUUCUGUCAUUGGAAAUAGCUGGUAGUUGUUUCAUCAUAGCCACAUGGUACUGGUUAUCAGGCCUCAAUUGUUUCAUUCUGCUCAGUGAUGAUGUAGAUUCCUCUCCUCAGAUCUUGAGACAAAAGCCCUAGUUUCUUCAGGAGAUAGUGACAGUUGACUCUUUUAAAUGUUUGAUCAUGUGAAGGGCUUGUUGUAUAAGAAAACAACACCAUGCUACUGUACAUAUCGUAAUUGUUAACAGGAAGUAUUACUAGAGAUGCACAGAAUACACGUUUUUAAAUGAGCUCCCUUUUUUGGGGUUGGCGAAACAAAUCAGUAUUAUCUACCUGUUGCAGUGUUUUCAUUUUGGAGAAAUUGUAAUUUGUUGUCAUUGGUGUUUUAUCUAAUUAAAAAGUGAAUUUCCCUUUCUUGUU